Musa acuminata AAA Group (dessert banana) is the source of this 2958-nucleotide messenger RNA. Its product is annotated as transmembrane 9 superfamily member 1-like. The record is from RefSeq and is a predicted model, not a curated record. Lineage: Eukaryota; Viridiplantae; Streptophyta; Magnoliopsida; Zingiberales; Musaceae. Gene Ontology annotation, cellular component: membrane. Gene Ontology annotation, biological process: protein localization to membrane. The transcript is spliced from 14 exons. The coding region runs from base 762 to 2537 and encodes 591 amino acids.
AACCAAAGAGGACAAAGCAAUUCCAUCCAAGGAUUCCUCCUCAUCCCCACCAAUGCUUUACGAGCACCGGCCCCAUCCCGUGCCACUGAGCUCCCCCACCUGCACUGAAGAUGCCGCUGCCAACGCUGGACUGACAAAGCUCUCACAGAGAAAAGCGUGAUUGGGGCGGUGGUAGUUGGUGACCCAAGUGACGUAGAAUAGAAAGAUGGUGGCCACUGUUUGAUGGGUUCAUCGAUGUGCCUGCGAUCCCCCUUGAUUCCUCUACCCUCUUCGAAUCCACUGCUCCAUUGGCCUCGGGGGAAUUCCGGAGGGACAGAACCUCCCCAACUACUGAUAGAAUUGUCUGUAUCAGGCCACUGAUUGCUAUCUCAGCCGGUGGUUAGAGAUAUUUUCCUGAGCAGCGAUGAUGCACACCAUAUGCUUGUGGAAAUGGCAACUCCGCUCGGCAAGGCAUUGAUGUUGGACUCUGCUUGCUCGCACAGUUUUUUCUACCUACUAGACUUAAAAGCUAUGAUGUCUUCCCAUAUCACUGUCGACGUAUGCAUCCUUUGUUCUAUCAAGAAAAAGGAGGUGAGGAGAAGUGUUUUGCAUCCUCUCAACACAACCAAAGCUGAUGCAGGCUGUCAAUUACUGGUUAGCCAAUGCUGGAAACAACUAAAGCAUUAUGAUUACUGAAGCAGAGGCUCGGUUUCGUCCUCCGUUACGAGCAUUCAGAGACUGCCUCCUCUCCGCCCACCGCGCGUUCAGAUCCGGCAGCGGCGAUGCUUUCCGGCGCUCGAUCUCUCUCUUCCCUCCCCGCCGCUUUCCACCUCUUCCUCCUCCUCUUCCUCGCCGCGUCAACUUCCGCCUCCGAGUCCGACCACAAGUACCAAGCUGAAGACCCGGUUACUCUCUGGGUAAACAAGGUUGGCCCUUACAAUAACCCUCAGGAGACAUAUAAUUAUUACAGCCUUCCAUUUUGUCAUACAUCUAAGAACCCUGCACACAAGUGGGGUGGGCUAGGGGAGGUCCUCGGUGGAAAUGAACUGAUUGACAGCCAGAUCCAGAUAAAGUUUCAACGCAAUGUUGAAAAAGGCUCUAUUUGUGCUCUUGAGCUUGAUGACGCAAAAGUUGCACAAUUCACAAGUGCUAUAGAGAACUCAUAUUGGUUUGAAUUUUUCAUUGAUGACUUGCCGUUGUGGGGUUUUGUUGGAGAGAGUGAUAAAAACAACAAAGAUAAGCAUUAUCUUUACACACACAAAAACAUUGUCAUCCAACACAAUGGAAAUCAGAUUAUUCAUGUCAAUCUCACUCAAGAAAGUCCUAAACUUCUGGAAGUUGGGAUGAAAUUGGAUAUGACAUAUUCAGUCAAAUGGUUGCCAACUGAUGUGGCAUUUUCUCGCCGUUUUGAAGUUUAUUUGGAUUACCCUUUCUUUGAACACCAGAUUCACUGGUUCUCUAUCUUCAAUUCUUUCAUGAUGGUUAUUUUCCUCACUGGCCUGGUAUCAAUGAUAUUGAUGAGGACUCUCAGAAAUGACUAUGCAAAAUAUGCACGUGAAGAUGAUGAUCUUGAGACUCUGGAAAGAGAUGUUAGUGAAGAAUCUGGAUGGAAACUUGUUCAUGGUGAUGUCUUUCGACCUCCACGCAGGCUGGUUCUUAUUUCAGCUCUUGUUGGUACCGGUGCUCAGCUGGCAAUGCUUGUUCUUCUAGUAAUUUUGUUGGCAAUUAUUGGAACAUUAUACAUUGGGCGAGGAGCUAUUGUUACCACUUUUAUAGUGUGCUAUGCUCUUACCUCAUUUAUUUCGGGCUAUGUCAGUGGUGGACUUUACUCACGUAAUGGUGGUAAAAGUUGGAUAAAGGGAAUGAUCCUCGCAGCAUCAUUGUUUCCAUUUUUGUGCUUUGGGAUUGGCUUCAUGCUUAACACAAUCGCUAUAUUUUAUGGAUCACUAGCAGCUAUUCCAUUUGGGACAAUGGUGGUUGUGUUCAUAUUAUGGGCUUUCAUCUCCUUUCCAUUGACACUUCUAGGCACUGUUGUUGGUAGGAACUGGAGUGGUGCACCAAACAACCCAUGCCGUGUGAAGACCAUCCCUCGUCCUAUCCCUGAGAAGAAAUGGUAUCUUACACCUUCUGUUGUGUCACUUAUGGGAGGAUUGCUUCCAUUUGGUAGUAUCUUCAUUGAGAUGUACUUUGUCUUCACAUCAUUCUGGAAUUACAAGGUAUAUUAUGUGUAUGGGUUUAUGCUACUUGUUUUUCUGAUCCUCAUAAUUGUGACCAUUUGUGUGACCAUAGUUGGCACAUACUUUUUGUUGAAUGCUGAGAACUAUCACUGGCAGUGGACUUCAUUCCUUUCUGCUGCCUCAACAGCUGUCUAUGUAUACCUUUACUCUGUAUAUUACUACUAUGUGAAGACCAAGAUGUCAGGGUUUUUCCAGACUAGCUUCUACUUUGGCUACACCUUAAUGUUUUGUUUGGGAUUAGGAAUACUGUGUGGUGCUGUGGGUUAUCUUGGCUCUACUCUAUUCGUGAGAAGGAUUUACAGAAACAUUAAAUGUGACUAGCUGCAGCCACAACCAGAAGAUUAAUACCAUAUCCUCCCUACAAAAUUUUGAAACAGACAGAACGUCAGGUUGAUAGUUGGAUUGCCGAUAUAAGCUAAUGCUGCUUGUGCAAAUUGUAUGCGAGGGAUGCGCUAGCUUCAUUCUUUUUUUUUUUUUCUUUUUUUUUUCUUUUUUUUUUUACUUUCCUUUCACAAUUGUUUUCUUUCUGUUUUGGACUUGAGAUUUUAAUUCUUUUUUAGGUUACUUUUGGUCAUCAGCCUUAAUAUACCUAUAGCCUAGUCAAGCAUUGAUCUUCCUCUGGAAAACAUGGUCAGACACCUUUUCUUGUAUGCAUCGCAGCAUAUUAUACUUGGAUUUAUUACAUCCAUUCUGUACUGGAAGUGAUUGCCAUUUUUGUUAUAAUCCUGAUCAUAUUUUUGCA